Penicillium antarcticum is the source of this 2238-nucleotide messenger RNA. RefSeq names its product putative glycosylphosphatidylinositol-alpha 1,2 mannosyltransferase (gene gpi10). The record is from RefSeq and is a predicted model, not a curated record. The coding region runs from base 1 to 2238 and encodes 745 amino acids. The transcript has 5 exons. Gene Ontology annotation, biological process: GPI anchor biosynthetic process. NCBI's taxonomy places the organism in Eukaryota, Fungi, Ascomycota, Eurotiomycetes, Eurotiales, Aspergillaceae. Gene Ontology annotation, molecular function: alpha-1,2-mannosyltransferase activity. Gene Ontology annotation, cellular component: endoplasmic reticulum membrane.
AUGUCUACACCUACUUCUCCGCGUCAUCGCGCGACUCCAAUUCCCCACGCGCCCACCCGAAACAUCCUCCUCUUCCUGGUUGCCUUUCGCCUGCUCAACGCCUUUACCACGCGCACAUUCUUCCAGCCAGAUGAAUACUUUCAAUCACUAGAGCCCGCCUGGCAGAUCGCAUUUGGUCCAGACCAGGGGGCCUGGCUGACGUGGGAAUGGCGGAACCAACUACGAUCCUCAUUACACCCGCUCAUCUUCGCCGCACUUUACAAAGCUGCGGAUUUCCUUUCUUUGGUCCUUCACCUCUCCCCCGCGACGCGUGCCGAACUCCUGAUUGCCGCCCCGAAGACAGCGCAGGCCGUUGUAGCGGCAAUCGGUGAUUUCUACACUUGGAAACUUGCAGUCCGCGUCUACGGAGAUGAGUCUCGUGGUGCCUGGACAACGCUCGCUGCUACCGUCCUGAAUCCCUGGCAAUGGUUCUGCUCGACUAGGACCCUGUCGAAUUGCCUGGAAACAACAAUCACCAUUGUCGCAUUGGAACUAUGGCCAUGGCAAUGGUCGACAGCCUCUGCUAUUACCAAUGGCCACGUUAAAAAUGCCACCAGCCAAAAGAAGAGCACGGGCCAAGACCGUGGUGUUAUUUUUCGGCUGCACAAAUGUCUACCACUGGCUGCAAUCGCUUGCAUAUUGCGACCGACCAAUAUCCUGGUUUGGGCCACACUGGGUAGCAUCGCUUGGCUUCGGACCUCUUGGGCCCAGCGCCGAAUCCUCGUGGCCGAAGUUUUAGUAUGCGGAUCGGCAAUGCUAGCUAUCUCUGCUGUUGCAGACCGCUUGUUCUAUGGCAUUUGGACUUUGCCGCCACUCAGAUUCCUAUACUUCAAUAUCGCCCAAUCACUGGCUGUCUUCUAUGGCAAUAAUAACUUCCACUACUAUGCCACGGAAGGCUAUCCACUCCUCCUCACCACACUGUUGCCUUUUGCUGUACUUGGUCUAUACCGAACCUUGACAACCCGGAGCUCUUCGGUUGUCGAUAAUGUGCCGACCGCGAUCCGGGUGCAAUUGGCGACGGUGUGUUUAGUCAUGCCAUUCGUCCUCUCCUUGAUCUCACACAAGGAAGUGCGCUUUAUCUACCCAUUGCUACCGUCUCUGCAUAUCUUGGCUGCUCCGCCUUUGGUGCAAUUCUUCUACCCCGCCAUCUACUCGCGAGCAUACCCUCGCCAUACCCCUCGCAGGUUGAUUCUCAUCUUCCUCGUGUUUGUUAACCUUGUCGUUGCGUUAUAUACCACUAUUCGCCACGCCUCAGGGCCCCUCAGCGUCCUCUCCUAUCUCCGCCAGCAACAUGAAGCCCACGCCCCCGCUCAGAAAGAACCAGAAUCCACAGCUGGAAUCUCAGCAGGCUUCUUAAUGCCCUGCCACAGCACUCCUUGGCGCUCCCAUCUAGUCUACCCAACAAUAAACGCCUGGGCCCUGUCCUGUGAGCCUCCAAUUGACCAAACCGAUGCCCAAAAGUCCGUCUACCGCGAUGAAGCAGACCAGUUCUAUGAUGACCCAAGCCUAUUCCUCCGCCAAAACAUGGCAGGCGGUCUCCGCCAUUUGCCCCAUCGACCCAGCUACGCCUCGGGCGCCCAUUCCCUAUCAGGAACAGACCUAGCCCCACCCCAGCAACACGAGUGGCCAGACUAUCUCAUAUUCUUCGCCCAACUCGAACCAACGCUCCACAGCCUCCUCCGCGGUUCCUCCUACGGCGAAUGCAAACGCAUUUUCAACACAGACUGGCACGACGACUGGCGCCGUCGCGGCGACAUCGUAGUCUGGUGUCUAGACCCAAAAGAGCAAGAUGCAUGGCGCGCCGAAACCCAAACGCGCGUCAACCAUAGUCGCGAAAAGCAAUUCGAUCGUAUCAUGGAGGCGUUCAGGAAAGAAAUGCGCAGCCAGCAAAAGCGCGGUUGGGCUGCUAAAAUUCCUUCUUGGUCUUCUUUGUCUUCUUGGCCGUCGUCUCGUUCUACCUUUGCUUCCAGCUUUGCUUCGUGGCAGCGCUCUGCGCAGUCGCUCUUCACUCCUAGAUCUUCAUCCAUUGCGUGGCCUUGGCGGCCAAAGUCUCGUUGGGAGACCUUCUUAGCGCGUUUCCGGAUGCCUGCGCGUAGGACGGGCUGGAUUCCGUCUUGGGGCGUGGGUUGGGUUCCUCAGUGGCCUCCUUGGUUACAGGGUAAAAAGAAGUCACCUUUGGAUCGGGAUCUUUGGUCGUGA